ACUCAGAAUGAUGUUUCAAAUACCUGCUUACGUUACUCUUGUGGGCAUUAUCACCUUCACUUUUGGAAAAGAAACAUCUACUCCUGUUUCCCUGGUUACUAACGGCCUUACUGCCAAACUGGAUAAUGGACUGAUCGAGGUAUCCUUUCGCAGAAGCGGAGUUAUUUCUUCUCUUAUCAAAAAUGGUAACAACCUAGUGGCUAAUACAGAAGUCUCCGGUUAUUUUGACUGGAAUUCUCGUCGUAAUCACAGAUUUUCUCCCUCUCGUCUUGAUGUAAUCACCAAAUCACCUCAGCAUGUUCACAUCAUGUAUUCGCAAGAUGUUCGUGGAUUUUUGAAGCUUGAAUAUCAUAUAAUAAUGGAACAAGGAAUCAGUGGUAUUUACACUUACGUCAAAGCAACAAAUAAGAACAAGAAACCAUCCAAACUUAAGGAAAUGCGUCUCAUAUAUGUGUUUAAUCCGAAAAUUAUGUACCAGAUCUCCAACGGCGUACAAGAGGGCACUCCACCAACUGAAAAGGAACUGAGAAAAUUACCAAUGAUCUGGGAUGCAACGUGGAAGCUUCCUAAUGGUACUGUAUAUUCUAAGUACGACUAUGCAGGCUAUGUUAGAAAUACAUCAUACCAUGGAGCAUUUGGAAAUGGAUUUGGUGCUUGGGUGGUAUCUGCUAGCCAUGAAUACUACUCUGGAGGUCCCCUUAAACAGGACCUUUUGGUCCAUCAAGGACCUUUGGUUGCGAAUUAUAUGGCCGGAAUGCAUUUUGGAACACCAGCUCUUAACGCUCCUCAUGGAUGGACAAAAGUGUAUGGACCUUGGUUGGUUUACUUCAAUGAGGGAUCCGAUGAUCAAGUGAAGCUAGAUGCAUUUCGGCAGGCUACAGUGGAACAAUCUCUCUGGCCUUAUAAAUGGAUGAAUGACAAAGAGUAUCCACAAAAACGAGCUACACUGCAAGGUAAGGUCACUAGCUCUGCUCGAAGCAUGGUUGUCAUAUCAUCUUCCCUGAAGGAAGAUUUUGACAAGCAGACACUUGGGUAUUCCUAUUUUACUGAAACAGAUAAGACUGGGUUUUUCGAACUAAACAAAAUCAGUCCUGGAACAUAUAAGUUAACAGCAUAUCCCAUAGAAGGGUAUGGAAUUGGCUGCCAGGCGGAAAAAGUGAUAACCAUCCGUGAAGGAAUGAAUGAAGCCUCCUUGGAGUUACCUGUACCCACGCAAGUGAUGUGGUCUAUUGGAGAAACAAAUAGGCGAUCAGACACAUAUCGUUAUAGUAAUGAAAGACGUAGUUAUGUCUUACAAUCACUAACACCAGAGGAUCUGGAAUUCGAGAUUGGCAAAAGCAGCAUUCUUAAUGACUGGUAUUAUGCACAAACUAAAAAGGGAAAUUGGAAUAUAAAGUAUUAUGAUACUCCUGAUCAAAAAAAUAGAAAAUUACGAAUAGGGCUUGCGGCAACGAGUUUUAAUGUUACUCUGAUAGUUAGCGUGAAUGGUAGGCAAAUGAAGCAAUGUGAGUACGAAAACGAUAGUGCUAUAUAUCGCUGUGCAACACAAAGCGGGAACUUUCAUUCAGAGGCUAUAGCAAUACCAGCAAAUCAGGUUGUUGCAGGUGAAAAUGUGAUACAAUUAACACUUCGUUCUGGCAGUGUUAUGUACGAUAGUAUAAAUUUCUCUAUAGAAUAA
Molecule: messenger RNA, 1678 nt
Organism: Belonocnema kinseyi
Lineage: Eukaryota; Metazoa; Arthropoda; Insecta; Hymenoptera; Cynipidae
Product: rhamnogalacturonate lyase-like
Exons: 2
Coding region: 8-1678 (556 amino acids)
Biological process (GO): carbohydrate metabolic process
Molecular function (GO): carbohydrate binding; catalytic activity
Source: RefSeq, a predicted model, not a curated record